GCCAACAAAGCGUUCGCGUUCCAUUUUGUUGUUUGCGUGUUCCGUAGCGUUGCUGUUGCGGAACAGAAAACUGAACCCCAUCCGUCGUGCGUUUCAGCUAUACGGAGUCCGUGACUCCCCUUGCGCGUCCAAGUAAGUGAGGACCACGUUGUGGACUAUAUUCAACCUUUUCCGGGCGAGAGUACACGACAAUGCCCCCGCGAAAAAAUACGGCGCGCCGCGGUCGACCAUUCGCCAAGUUAGGAGAUAGCGGCGAUAGGACGGCGUCGCAGGACGACGUUCCCUCGGAAGCAGCGCACGUCGCUUCUUCCGAAGGCUCAGAGAAGCCUGGGCCCCAAGCUAAAAAGCCGGCUGUAUCACCGCGCAAGGUGGCUGCGCCAAAGCCCGUCGCUGCCAAGCCUCGGACCGGCGCCAUUGAACCGGCCGCUAAAAAGCGCGCCGUCGCCGCCAAGCCGGCAGCCGUAAACGAGGAUAGUUCGGUACGAACUAUCAGCGACGCUUCCGAGGCCGAUGCGGAAGACGACGGGGCCUUCGAGGCGCUCGUUCUCGAUGCGGACGACGACGAAGAGGUCCCUCCCGAGAACGCCGGGGACGGGGAGACCGGCGUUGAAGACGACUCGGCGUCCGCCCCUAACGAGGGAGGUGUUGCAGUGAGUGCCGACGAAAACGCCGAGGGAGAAGACGCGGGAGCGGGCGAAGCCGACGAGGCACCGGGCGACGACGCGGUCGACGAGGAAGGGAACGGCGACUACGCCGGCGAGCCUGAAGAAGGUGCCGAAGGUUGUCAAGGGGACGCCGAAGGUGCCGACUACGAAGGCGAUGGUGACGCGGAAGUAAAUCCUAACGAAGAAGGAGCAGUCGGUGAGGCGGACUAUGCGGAGGGCGACGAGAUGGGUGACGUCGAGCACCCGGCAGAGGACGGGUUGGAAGGUGACAACGCCCUGGAUGAACAUGCUCCGAACGAUGCUCCGGAACCAAGCGCCGACGACGGAGUGGAGGCUCUCGAGAACGGCGUCUCUGCUGAGCCAGAACACGAAGAAGCGGGAGAAGAUGUUGCUGCAGCGGCCACCGCAAGUGGCGACGGCGAAGGCGAGACGAUCGUGCGCGAUCUGGCGCCUUCCGAGCGCGACUUCGUGAUGGCCGAGGUUGAAGAGAUCAAAGACGAGCCUACUACCGAGGUGACCCGGUUGUGGGACCUGUGCCCCGACGUGGAGCUCGACGGUGCCGAGACCAUCACGGCAUCGGUUCACGAGACCAUUCAGCGGUCGGUACGUCAGUUCAUCGAGAGACUUCUGCGGGACGCCAAGGAGACGGGUACGGUUCCCGACGGUGCGAGCGCUGCUGCUAAGGAUGGGAAGCCACUGUACGGCUGCAACCUCUGCAACAUUGAGAUGGACCAGCCCGAGUUGUUUGACUGCCACGUGGAAAGCCAGCGCCACAUCAAACGCCUCCGUUGGAUGUACUUCAUGGGCAUGAACA
Dermacentor silvarum is the source of this 1479-nucleotide messenger RNA. RefSeq names its product circumsporozoite protein-like. The annotation marks the transcript as partial. The transcript has 2 exons. The record is from RefSeq and is a predicted model, not a curated record. NCBI's taxonomy places the organism in Eukaryota, Metazoa, Arthropoda, Arachnida, Ixodida, Ixodidae.